This is a messenger RNA of Paramecium pentaurelia, 1220 nucleotides long. The record is from the annotation of a GenBank genome assembly. Lineage: Eukaryota; Ciliophora; Oligohymenophorea; Peniculida; Parameciidae.
AUGGAACCUCCAAAAUAUGUUUAAAAAGUAGAAGAAAAUUAGGAAGCAAUGAAUAUAGGUAUUGAUCAUCAUAAAAUAAGUGCUAGGCAUUAAAAUCAAAUAACUUGAUUAAGAUGAACUAGCCAAUACUAUUUUAUAUAAAUGUAUAUGAAAAUCCAUUCAAUCAUAUUAGAAUUUUCAUUUGUUUCUAAUCAUCUAAUUAAAGUAAUCACAAGAGAUGAAUAAAGUUAUCGUUUCAAAAUACACUUGGGAUUAUGUAAAAUGAUGGAGUUCAAUGAAUUAGAAUUAGUAUAUUGGCAUUUAUUGAAUCUACAAUUUGACUAUGGCAAAAAAUUAUAACCCAAUUAUUUACAAGAGAUUAAGUAACUUUAUUAAAUUGAAUUAGAAUUUGUGCUUUUCAUUAUUUUAAAGAUUUUCUUAAAAUAUAGGCAGAAUUCAUUCCAGAUAUAGCAUUAUAUAAAAGAGAGUUAUUGUUUUUAACAUUAUCAGCAUUCUACACUAUUAAAUUAAUGAGAAACAUUUAAAAAUUUGAGAAAAUAGGAGAGUUUAUUAAAGAGGAUAAAUUUUGUGAACUAUUUAAAAGAAUAGAGCCAGCCUUUAUAAAUGUAUCUCAAUUAUUGACUCUACAAGUAGUGAACUAAAAAUACAUUGAAUUAACAAAAUAUGAGUUGUAAUUAGAUAAAUAAGAAAUUAAUUACAAUUUUAUUGUUGAAUAAAUUCUUGAAAUGGCACCUGCUUAUUAAAAAGAUGAAGAUUUACCAAUUUCUAAAAAAGUAAAAAGAUAAAAAAAGUUAAUGUCUAAGAAGAUCUAGAUUAAUAAAAAACAAGAGCAAGAAUCUUAAUAAAAAAUAGAAGCCUAAUAAUCAUAACAAUUUUAAACAUCUUAAUAUCAAAAUUAAUAAUUAUCAUAAAAUGAAUAAUAAUAUAUAAAUUAACCUAUGGGUUCUAUUUAAUUUUCAAGAUAAUUCAAUUAAAAUUUAUAAUCCUAAGGGCAUCAACAAAUUUAAUAAGAUAAUUUUUUUUAAAAUGAACGAUGUUCUUUUUAAUUUUAAGAUAGACAAAACUCUUUUGGAAUGCAAUUGAGAUCUAAUAGAUAUUUCAAUAGUCAAGACAGUCUUGGUUAAAUAUAUUCAAAUUAAUUCAAUUCGACCCCACCAAAAGAGACUUAUAAUUAAAGAAAUUAAAUAUCAUCUUUAUGGACAAGUAAGAAUGGAAAAUGA